UGGCUUUCUCUCUCUCUGUCUCUUCACCUUUACACAUUAUGUCUGCACUGACGCCUCUCAUUUCUCUCCUGUUCAGCUCGGCGUUGGUUUAAUCUCGGAAAUAUGGAUUGACUUUGAUUUUACUCGGUCGCCUGUUGAAGUUUUAAAGCGCAUUUCUCGGGCUGAUCGUGCCUCUGCUCAGCGAGCUUCAUGUUUCCUUCGGCAACUUUCGGAAGUAACUCGUUGCGGAUGCGUUCACACUGCUGAACUGAUCCGUGCGCGCGAUCCGAAGGAUUUUAAAUACGGAUCGAGUUCGAGGCUUUUCACACUUCUUUUAUUUGUGUUUAAAGUGAUGGCGGAGCGGGGAGCCCGGCUGCUCCUCUCUCUUUUCUGCCUCACGAUCAUAGUUUUACAUGCUGAGAAAGGAUCAGCAGUGAGGAACUUCAGCCCAUUCCGGUUUUCCACGGAGCCGUCAGAUACGCUGGCAGUGCGAGGAGCACCAACACUGCUCAACUGCUCAGCCCACAGCGAGUCUCCUGCCAAGAUCGAAUGGAAGAAAGACGGCUCUUUCCUCAGCCUGGCCUCGGACGAUCGCAGGCAGGUCCUGGCCGAGGGUUCUCUGCUCAUCAGCUCAGUGGUCCACUCUAAACACAAUAAACCCGAUGAGGGGGUUUACCAGUGCGUGGCCACUAUAGACAACCUGGGCACCAUCAUAAGCCGUACAGCUAGAGUCAAUGUUGCAGGGAUACCACGGUACCUCAGUCAGCCGGAAGCCGCGUCGGUGCGGCUGGGUGACAGUCACAUGCUGAACUGUGAGGUGAAUCCAGACCUGGUGUCUUUCAUCCGCUGGGAACAAAACAAAGAGCUGGUUGAGCUGGACCAGAGAGUCUUCACGCUGCCCAGUGGUGCUCUCGUCAUCAGUAAUGCCACAGAGGCAGAUGCAGGCCUGUACCGCUGCGUGAUCGACAACGCUGGGCCCACCAAGACCAGUGAAGAAGCAGAAAUACAGAUACUGCCUGAAUCAGGGGAGGAAAGGACCCUGGAGUUUCUCCUGGAGCCUCAGCAUGUGUAUAAAGCCAUUGGGGAGAGCGUGCUGCUCCCCUGUGUGGUGACGGGAUAUCCCACAGCCUACGUCACAUGGAUGCACAAAGACCAGCUCAUUGAGUACAGCAAGGGCCGCUUUGAAGUGCUUGGCGGAGGCAGUCUGCGGAUCUUCAAUCUCACUGAGGAAGACGCCGGUGUGUACAGCUGCGUGGCAGACAACACCAACGGAUCCAUUGAGGCCCAGACUGAGCUCACGCUGAAAGCUUCCCCACAGUUCCUGAAGAAACCAGCUAACAUAUAUGCUCAUGAAGCCACAGACAUCAUCUUCGAGUGUGAGGUCACCGGCUCACCCGCUCCCACCAUCAAAUGGGUGAAGAACGGAGAUGCCGUCAUUCCCAGCGACUAUUUCAAGAUCAUUAAGGAGCAGAACUUGCAGGUGCUGGGGCUGGUCAAGUCAGAUGAAGGUUUCUAUCAGUGUUUAGCUGAGAAUGACGCUGGCAAUGUCCAGGCAGGUGCUCAGCUCAUCAUAUUGGAUCAAGAUGUAGCCAUCCCCUCCCCCCCUCCCACCUCACUGACCCAUGCCACUACUGACCGUCUAAUGCCAGGCUCCAGAGGCGGCGCUGGUCCCACGCCCUCCGCCCCCCGUGACGUUGUGGCCUCCCUGGUCUCCACCCGCUUCAUCAAGCUGACCUGGCGCCUUCCUGCUGAACCGCAUGGAGAUGAUGUCACCUACUCGGUCUACUACAGCCUGGAGGACAAUAACAGGGAGAGGAUAGUGAACACCAGCCGUCCAGGAGAAAUGCAAGUCACCAUUCAGAACCUCAUGCCAGACACCAAGUACUCCUUCCGCGUGGUGGCCCACAACAGAAACGGCCCUGGAGAGAGCUCAGUGCCUCUGACGGUCGCCACCCAGCCUGAAGUCCAGGUACCUGGUCCUGCUCCAAACCUACAGGCAGUGGUCACGUCCCCCAGCACAGUGAGUCUCAGCUGGGAUAUGCCCCUUACAGGCGAGAUCCAGAACUACAAAAUUUACUACAUGGAGAAGGGCAUGGACAGUGAGCAGGAUCUGGAUGUGAACACACUGUCCUACACCAUGACUGGACUGAAGAAGUUCACAGAAUACAGUUUCAGAGUGGUGGCCUAUAACAAACAUGGACCUGGAGUGUCCACUGAGGACAUAUCUGUGCGCACAUACUCUGAUGUGCCCAGUGCUCCGCCACAGAACAUGACGGUUGAAGUGCUGAACUCUAAGAGCAUCAUGGUCAGAUGGCAGCCUCCGCCAGCAGAUGCUCAGAACGGUGAGAUCACCGGCUAUAAGAUCCGCUACAGGAAGGGUACGAGGAAGAGCGAGGCGGCGGAGAUUACUUCAGGAUCGCAGCUCUAUCAGCUCAUAGAUGGUCUGCAGCGAGGCACUGAAUAUAUGUUGCGAGUGUCGGCCAUUACGGUCAACGGCACGGGUCCGGCCACAGACUGGACCACUGCUGAGACGUUUGAGAGCGAUCUGGAUGAGACAACUGUGCCAGAUGUCCCGAGCUCCUUGCACGUGCGGCCACUUGUGAACAGCAUUGUAGUGAGCUGGACGCCCCCAGAGAACCAGGACAUUGUGGUGAGGGGUUAUACUAUCGGCUAUGGGAUCGGCAGCCCUCACGCCCAGACCAUUAAAGUGGACUACAAACAGAGAUACUACACCAUUGAGAACUUGAAUCCCAGCUCGCACUACGUUAUCACACUGAAGGCCUUCAACAACGUGGGGGAGGGAAUCCCUGUGUAUGAGAGCGCUAUCACACGACCCCAAUCAGACCCCAUAGACCCUGAUGUUGAUUUGUACGAACUUUUCCAUGCUCCAUACACUCCAGUACCAGACCCUUUACCCAUGCUGCCUCCUGUGGGCGUUCAGGCGUCCGUUCUGAGCCACGACACCAUCAAAGUCACCUGGGCGGACAACUCACUGCCCAAGAACCAGAAGAUCACAGAUGCACGUUACUACACGGUGCGCUGGAAGACCAACAUACCCGCAAACACAAAGUUCAAGGUGGCUAAUACCACCACACUGACUCACACAGUGACGGGUCUUAAACCCAACACCUUGUACGAGUUCUCGGUCAUGGUGACCAAGGGCCGGAGGACCAGCACAUGGAGCAUGACUGCACAUGGAACAACUUUUGAAACAAUCCCAAGUUCUGCGCCUAAAGAUGUGACUGUAGUGAGCAAAGAGGGACAACCACGAACCAUCAUCGUCAACUGGCAGCCACCCUCAGAAGCCAAUGGAAAGAUCACAGGUUACAUCAUUUACUACAGCACUGAUGUGAAUGCAGAGGUUCACGAUUGGGUCAUUGAGCCAGUAGUGGGGAACAGGCUAACCCAUCAGAUUCAAGACCUGACCCUUGAUACCACCUACUACUUCAAGAUCCAGGCGCGUAACUCUAAAGGGAUGGGUCCCAUGUCUGAUGCUGUCCAGUUCCGCACUCCUAAAGCUGAAUCCUCUGACAAAAUGGCUAAUGACCAAGCUCCAGGUAUAUUGCUGAAAGCAGGAAGACCCUCUGUACAAGAACAAGGUUUUGGAUCAGUUGGGAAAACAGAUAUGUCUGGCACUGGUGAUAACCACAUCCUGGUUAUUGUCAUAAUUGUGUCUGUGGGUGCAUUUACCAUCAUCCUGGUGGUGGUUGGCGCCUUCCUGUGUACACGCCGUACCACAACACAGCAGAAAAAGAAACGUGCAGCCUGCAAGUCCGCCAAUGGAUCCCACAAGUAUAAGGGCAAUUCCAAAGAUCUUAAGCCACCAGACCUCUGGAUCCACCACGAACGUUUGGAGCUAAAACCUAUCGACAAAUCGCCUGAACCCAAUCCAGUCAUGACCGACACACCAAUCCCCCGAACCUCCCAGGACAUCACCCCGGUGGAUGGCUCCAUGGAUCCUAUGCUCCAGAGACGUAACUCUUACCGUGGCCAUGAAUCAGAGGACAGCAUGUCUACACUGGCAGGCCGUCGGGGAAUGAGACCUAAAAUGAUGAUGCCCUUUGAUGCACAACCCCCUCAGCCUGUGAUUAGUGCUCACCCCAUCCAUUCCCUCGAUAACCAUCACCAUCAUUAUCACUUGGGCAGCCUGGCCUCGCCAACACGCAGCUAUCUCCACCACCAGAGCAGCACGCGGUCCAUCGCCACCCCCAUCUCUCAUCUAGACAGGGCAGAGUCCACAGAGUCAGUAAGGAACACCCCUAGUGCUGACAUGCACCCUCCGUCUGGGCAGCCCUCCUGCACCACUGACCUUUCAGAGACAGACAUUAGCUACCACAGCUCAGCCGCUGAGGAGGAGCCAGCAUUCAGUACACCCACAGCACAUGUUCGUCCCACGCACCCACUCAAGAGUUUUGCAGUGCCUGCCAUCCCAGCUCACCCCAUGUAUGACUCAGCAGCAUUACCCAGUACUCCACUGCUGUCUCAGACAGGGCCUCACUCAGUUAAAACAGCCUCUAUCGGUACGUUGGGAAGGACGAGAACUCCUAUGCCUGUCAUAGUUCCAAGUGCACCGGAUGUCUCGGAAAGUAGCAGACUGCAUGAAGAUGCAGGGAGCAAUUAUGAGACGGACGAGUUGACGGAGGAAAUGGCCCAUCUGGAGGGCUUAAUGAAGGACCUAAAUGCCAUCACGACAGCCUGAGCACAAUCCUCACAAUAACACUAGACCUCACCUGUCACGGGGAGGACGUCCUAUACAGCAUGGAGGAGUUCUCAAUCAUUCGCUAAAUGGAGAGAGAAGAGAGUGAGAUAGGAAAAAAAACACUAAUGUUUGGCAUACCUUGCUUACUCUCAGGAAGGAGAAACCCAUCAAAUGAGGACAAUGGACAUUCUUGGAGAAAGGACGUGGUUACUUCAACCAGAUGACUGCGAUUUUUCUCUCAGCAUCCUAAAACGUUUCCUUAUGUUUCAGCGGAGACCGUUUGAAAAGACACCGUUUUAUUAGGAAAACUACAUUAUGCUGGUGUACGUGUUGGUGCUUGUAAGGCACAAUUUACAGUGUUUCAUUUGUGUCUUUUCUUUGUAUGUUUUUGUAUCUAUAUAUAUUGCACCCGUUUCAGUGAGCUGAACGAUGGACAUCGUCCUUUUUAUUUCUGCAACUCAUUUUGUAUUAAGCAUUUUGAUUGUCUUUUUCUCUUUUGUAUGUCAUAUAAUGUGCCAUGUCUUAUUUUCUUAAACAUGUUUUGUAUUGUUUUAUAUGCAUAUACACUUAUCUGUUUGUAUAUACGUUUAAAAUGGACUAAUUUCAUCACCACAGCAAUGUUUCCAUUUAGUCAGAGACAUGCUGCUUUUUCAUUUGCCAUUAGAAUGGAUUUUUGCAGUCUGCGAACGUCCCCCUUCUACAUUAUGCAUUAUGUUUUAAAUGGGAGUUCCCGUCAGAUAUGCCUUAUUGAAUUUGUGUGGAAUGGCAGAAAUCAGUACAACUGGGAAAUAUUUUCUAAAUGUUUAUCACACAACACUGUGAUAUUUAUUCUGUAAUGCUGAACUGUUACUGGUCACUCAGUCCAUUGGUACGAGAACGUAGACCUCCAUCACGCAUGCCGUCAGACUUGGUGCUGAAACGCAAAACUUCAGGUUGCACACAUGUAACUGCUAACUGAACAAAUUUGGUACAUUGGAAAGUGCUUUAUAUGGUUUAUUUCCUCUUGCUGCAUUAGUCUAAAUUCUUGUAUCAGAGCUUACACGAAAGCACUGUGAGAGUUUACGGACCACAUGCUUGGCACUUAAUGCAACAAAGUGCAAAUGCAACAAACUUUUCUACAGAACUCCCAGUGCUCAUCUUUUAUUUUCCAUUAUAUUUCUUGUAUUUGUUUCAUAUGAAGUACUUGUAUAGAAUUUCAAUGUGCGAGGCAAAAAAAAACAACUAUUCCUCCCCUGCUGGAUAUGGUUUUGAUCUGUACUUUUACCCAAAGAAAAUAUGUAACAGCAAUCAUAAUUUUGUUUUAUGAAUUUAAUGUCUCAAACAUUUUCUUGAAUGUCAUUCUGACUGUAAGAAAUUCUGGGUAACUAUAGGAACAUGUUAAAAAGCUUGGUAAAAAAACAAAAUAUGACCUAUUUGGGAUAACCUAUCAAGUUGUAGACAGUCAAACCUUUAUUGCACUUUUUCAACAAUUUCAAGAAAAGAAAAAAAAAACAUUUUUACAUAUCCUGUGUUUUGAAUAUAAAGCUCUAUUUGUGUAAUGUAGUGUCAUAGUUUAGCAUAGGCAGCUGGUCUUAUUUGUUCUUUUGCCUCUGAAAUAAUAUUUGAGCGGCAGGUUUUACUGUGUUGCAUAUGCAGAAUUCUGUUGUUGCUUAUUUCUGUACAAAGAUCAUCUUGCUGUCUCUAGAAAUACUCUGUGGCUUUU
Messenger RNA from Sinocyclocheilus grahami, 6380 nucleotides. Its product is annotated as neogenin. Bases 332 to 4678 code for a protein of 1448 amino acids. NCBI's taxonomy places the organism in Eukaryota, Metazoa, Chordata, Actinopteri, Cypriniformes, Cyprinidae. Gene Ontology annotation, cellular component: membrane. Gene Ontology annotation, biological process: cell-cell adhesion. The record is from RefSeq and is a predicted model, not a curated record. Gene Ontology annotation, molecular function: protein binding. The transcript has 29 exons.